AUGGCGCAGGCGAUUGAGGAGCUGCUGAAGGACCCCAACGAGCUGUCAGAGGAGGGCUUGAGCUGGAGCAAAGAAGUUGGCAUGGCCUUCGUCCUUCCUCGCGCAGCGCUGCAGUGUGUUCCACUGGCGGCCAACGAGCCCAGAGACGGCCUGCAGCGCACCGCGUCCUUUGUGAGCAUGCCCAAAGCCUCACCCAAGCUAAUUGUGGCGCCUGCUGGUCCAUGCGGUUUUGGGGUCUUCGCCACUGAGAGGAUCGCUUCUGGCGAGCGGCUGGGAGAGUACACAGGUGAAAUCCGAAGCUAUGACGUCUGGUGUGAGGAAAUCAAGGCGCUGAAAAUGCGGCGCCGAAACUCUGACGCCUCCUCGCCGUUCAUCCGCGAGGAGCUCUAUGCCGCUUGGGCAGGCUCGGGACCAGCUGAAAAAGGCGUGGUCAUCGAUGCCUUCCACAAGGGCAACUUGAUGCGUUUCAUCAACUGCAGCUGCAAGCCGAACUGCAGCUUCAAGAGCGUGAGUGCGCCAAGAGAGGCUCACGGCCGGCUACAGGUAACUACCCUGCGGGCCAUUGCAGCCGGGGAGCAGCUCUCUGUGGACUAUGGUUGGUACCACGACCCCGCCACACUGGAAGACAUCCGAAAGGAGGCUGUCGUAGCCUACUUGCUGGAUCUUCCGAAGCUGCAGGCCCUGCGGCUGCCAGACCCGGUGGCCAACGAAGCGGAUUCCGAGGCUGUGCAGCUGGUGGCCGAAUCACUCAAGGAGGCUCGCGGCCGCCCUGGAUUGAGGAGGCGGCCUCAUGGAUUUCUCGCGGGCUUGCUGGACUCAGAGGCACUGGCGAGGUUUCUGGAGUCGGGAAAGCAUUUUUCCGAAGCGACCACUUACAGAACCAUCCCGGAACCGGUGUGGCUCCUUUAUGAAGUUCUGGGGGGCGAGAGGGUUGGGAUUCCGUGCAGAUGUGGCUCAGAUGCCAGCCUUAACUCAAGCGGGCGCUGCUCGGGCAUCAUUGGCCGGCCCCUGCAGGUUAACUUCACCGGCCGCGACAGCGACGACGAGCGCUGA
This is a messenger RNA of Symbiodinium pilosum, 1053 nucleotides long. Lineage: Eukaryota; Dinophyceae; Suessiales; Symbiodiniaceae. The record is from the annotation of a GenBank genome assembly.